Messenger RNA from Anneissia japonica, 4315 nucleotides. RefSeq names its product hydroxymethylglutaryl-CoA lyase, mitochondrial-like. Gene Ontology annotation, biological process: L-leucine catabolic process; ketone body biosynthetic process. Bases 143 to 1111 code for a protein of 322 amino acids. Gene Ontology annotation, molecular function: hydroxymethylglutaryl-CoA lyase activity. Lineage: Eukaryota; Metazoa; Echinodermata; Crinoidea; Comatulida; Comatulidae. The transcript has 8 exons. The record is from RefSeq and is a predicted model, not a curated record.
UUCAAUCUCUCGUCGUCGUGCUUGAUCUCUCGUCACGUUUUUCAGCCCUCGAAGUCAAUCGCCACCAUUGAUCAACAUCGCUACCGCAGUCAACAAGUAGCGAGUCGAGUGUAGGCAUAGGCCUAGGCUUAGUGAAUUUAUAAUGAGUUGGCUAAGGCCAAGGGUCUGGAUGAAUUUUUAUCGAUUUUUUUCCAAUCAAUAUUCAAUGGAAACUAAGAUACCAAAGUAUGUGAAGAUUGUUGAGGUAGGUCCACGGGAUGGACUCCAAAAUGAAAAGGAGCUGGUCUCCACAGAAGUGAAGGUAGAGUUUAUUAACAGGUUGUCACAGACAGGGCUGCCAGUCAUUGAAGCUACCAGUUUUGUUUCUCCAAAAUGGGUCCCCCAGAUGGCAGAUCAUAAAGAGGUGAUGGAGCAGAUUAGCAGGCAUCCCUCUGUGAAAUAUCCUGUCUUGGUUCCAAAUUUGAAAGGCUUUCAGUCGGCAAUAACAGCAGGAGCGGAGGAGGUGGCCAUAUUUGGUGCAGCAUCAGAAUCCUUCUCUAGGAAGAAUAUAAAUUGUUCAAUUGAGGAAAGUUUAGACAGAUUUGAAGAAGUAAUGGAUGCAGCAAAACAAGCUAACAUUCCAGUAAGGGGUUACGUAUCAUGUGUAGUUGGUUGUCCAUAUGAAGGGCAAGUGUCACCUAGUGCAGUAACUAAGGUAGCAAAGAGAAUGUGCGAUAUGGGUUGCUAUGAGAUCUCACUUGGAGACACUAUUGGAGUAGGCACUCCAUCUGCUGUUCAGAGGAUGAUAUUUGCCGUUAUGAAUGAAAUUCCGGUGGAUAAACUUGCCGUCCAUUUCCACAACACUUAUGGUCAAGCUUUAGUUAAUAUAUUAGCUGCCUUGCAGCUGGGAAUAAGUGUUGUAGAUUCAUCUGUCGCUGGUCUUGGUGGUUGUCCGUAUGCCAAAGGUGCAUCUGGUAAUGUUCCAACAGAAGAUGUUGUAUACAUGUUAGAUGGAAUGGGGAUUGAAACGGGUGUUGAUCUUGGAAGGUUGAUAAAUGCAGCAGACUUUAUUUGUAAGGCGAUUGGACGACGGUCAUUAUCAAAUGUUGGUCAGGCUAAAGGUCACCUUUAAGUUAUCCAUCUACCAUAGUAGCUCAGAUGGUUGGGGGUUGAAGGGAGUUGAGAGUACAAUUUGAGGUCCAAAUAGAAAAUCCAUCAUGAAGCAGGAAAGUGUACUAUGAUAUGGAUAAUGAACUGUAGGAUGCAAUGGGACUUAAAUUUAAGAGGAAAAGCUACUAAUGGUGUCAGUAUACUGUUACUGUUAAUUUUCAAAAAACAUGCACGCUAAAUGUAAUGUAAAACAAUGAGUACAGUAACGAUGUUGUUAAACUAGGUGGAAUUUGAUGAGGCGAUUCACAAAGUUUUGUAGACUUUUCAAUUAUUAUUUCGCACCACUACAGAUUCUCUAAUUGGAUAGGCAGGCUAAAUUAGUACGAGCAACUUUACAUGUGUACUUUUGUUAUCCUUAGUUCUAAAGUAUUGUAACCUUCUUCUGUCAGGACAGUGGAACUUGCUGACAUUUUCGCCAUUUGACUUUCCAUGCUUCUUUGUUUUACUACUCCCUGUUAUGUUGUGGUUGCGUGACCAUGGCGUAUUAUACCUGUACAUGAGUUUUCACAAGUAAAAUGUUGUGAACAUCCAGUCUCCUCUUUUCAGCAGCUCAUCACACGAAGCGACAUGAUAAAAUAAGUACUAUGGAAUCCAACUGCUAUUUACAAGUCUUUAUUUCUUUCACUACAAGGUUACAUUGCGCUACAGUAUUCUUCAUCUACAUCAAAUCAAAGCGAAAGCGGUUCUCCCCAAUUUUCAAUUUUCUCCUAUUUUUUAUAGCCUCAGAUAUUCAAAUUAAGGCUUCUAAACUGGCUGAGGAAAACCUGUCUUAUCUUUGGUCAAUUUCUCAUUUUUCAAUUUUCCCUCCGAAAUUCUAAUCUUAGAUAUAUCCUGAAAUUGGCAGACCGUAUAUGAAGGAUUGAGGUUAGCAUGUAAUUGCUAUAGCAGUCCUUCCAUAAUAUCUUUGAACUUGUGUAACCAGUUUCUUGUUGAGCAUAGUGAAAGCUAUAGUGCAUGCUCCCUUGUCUUGAACAAGUGUCAUGGGGAUUUACAUGAUUCUGUGUCACAGACACCUUUGACUUUGCUGACUCGCAUUGGAAAAUUUCCCUUUCUUGUUAGACAACAUAUAGAUGAUCAUGCUUUUUAUCUAACAAAUGCUGCUUCUCUGCCUCUCUCUGGUUUGAAGACUGAUUAAUUCUUUGGUUAUGACAAGUCCAAUACAAUCCAUGGCUUGGUCAUUCAGAAAUAAUUGCUUAUCAUUUAUUAAAUUAGGAUAUACAGUACCUUUGGUACUCUGUAACAUGAUUGAACAAAGAUAUUACACUUUUUAUUUGAUUCUUCUUACUAUAAGCAUCAACAUUAUACAUGAAAAGUUUCUCCUGACUUCACCUUUGGUGAUGGAUGAUGGUAGUGGUCUGGAUUGGGGAUCUGCAUUUUCAAAACCCAGGUACCAGACCUGGAAUUAAAGACCAUGGGUUUAUGCAUAAUGUGUUAUGUACUAUAUAGGUUUAAGGACUAAAUUUGUUUGAGUUGUACUUUGCUCCUCCUGAUUUCUUCAAUUUCAACUCAAUUCCAUGAAAGUAUGAUGCCAUUUUUGCAUAUCCAGGAACUAAUCUUCUAUAGUAGUUUGAGAGGCCGAGAAAGCCUCUAAACUUUCGCCAAUCACUACAGCUGUACUACAUUUUCUCGCGAUGGCGCAUUACCAUAUGCACACUCAAAUAUUACCAAGAUUAGACUUUGGUCCGAAAAAACGACACUUUCCAGGUUUGACCUUUAAGUUGAGCUCACCAAGCUGGAACAACCAUCCCAAAUCUCCUCUAAGUUUCGUCAAACAUAAAGCAAUUGCCCCAGUCCAAGUUUCUGAUUUCCAAUUGGCAUGAAUACAAUAAAGAAUAAUGGUAUUUAUACACAUCCAGGUAGUCUAGUAGAGUUCGAAAAUUUUGGUCUUCUAAUACCUUGUCCAAACCAAAUGGCAGUUUAGUACACUCAUAGAGUCCUCCAGUGCCAGUUAGAAAAACUGUCUUCUCAGCGUGUGGAAUUUGAUAGAUUCCGUGGGCCAGAUCUUGUGUACGGAAGAAGUAUUUUGCACCAGUAAGAACAUACAAUGCCUCAUCAAUUCUAAGAAGUGCGUGGACACCUUUAUAUGUUUUGCAUCUCCUUCGUUCAAUAAUUUCUUCAUUCUUCUACAAAACUCCAUCCAGCACAACUCUCAUUUCACCUGCUAUUGUCGUUUUCAUUGGUUUGAUGGCUUGAAGGGAUAAAAGCACAUCCCUUAUUAAUGCUAAAUCUGGUACCUUCUCCUUUAGAUGUUGCCAUGCUCCAUUUUCUCCGUCACAUGGAAGUCAGUCUGAUAUUUGAUCUUGUAUAUUUACUGGGUGUAGUUCUCAGUUAUACCAGUUCACUGUCAUGUGAUGAAAGGCCCCUCUCUUCUACCUCGUGGUGCACCAGGGGAUUAUGGUCUGUGAAUACCAUGCAUCUGCAUUCAGUUAAGUACUGACUAAAGUUUUCAGUCACAGACCAUUUUAACACUAGCAAUGCGAUCUUAAAACUAGGUAUUCAGCUCCCACUAACCCUCUUCUGACAAAGGCGAUAGGGUUUACUUUUUCGCCACUGUCCGCUUGAAUCAAGCAGGCACCAAGACCUCAGAAAGUUCCAGAAUGAAUGGGUGAACAUGCUAGAACUGGCGUCUUUCAAUGUCCCAGUCGCUUCAUCGUCUUCUCAACACAACUUCCUCACUUGUUUGGUUGCUUUGCUCUUCAAUGGACAGCUCUUCCCUGUAUAUGCAGUGGAGCUGCUAUGUGUGUGAAUCCAGGUAUAAGUCUUCGGUAGUACGGAGACAGACCUAGGAAAGAACUAAUGGUAACUACUGUACCUCACUUGCACAUGUCAGAAUAGGCCAGUUUCGGAUCUUCUUCGCUUUUUUUUUAUGAGUCACAGCUACUCCCCUUGCUGACACAACAUGCCCCAAGUAUUCUCUCUCUCUGUGCAUAUGACAUUUCUUGCCCUGCACCUUUAGACCAUUCUAUUCUAACCUGGUCAGCAUUUUAUCCAGUCUGUGGAGAUGUUGUUCUAUAGUGGUAGAGAAGAUUAAUAUAUCAUCUACGUAUAAGAUUACUUCAUUAAGAUUCACAUCUCCGAAGAUAUAUUCCAUUACUCUCUGGAAAGUGCUAGGGCUGUUGAUCCCUGGGCAUUAGAUUAAAUUCAAAGAGGCCCGUGGUACUCUGAA